GCAGACUUCUGUUUUCCGAAGCUGCCAUUGCAGAUUCUGUUUUUCCGUAGGAACAGACCACACCCGAAUUUCUUUUUUAAAAGACAAACGCGCCAACACAACGGGUUGAAGGGAAACACGCCAUCGCAAAACACGUCUGCGACGUUGAGGGAGACGGGGCAUUUAUUGCGAUAUCUGACCAUUUGCCCGUUGUAUUUGCAUGAAACUACCUCCCCUUUAACGACCUUUCAUUAACCGCUCGGUUUUGCUGAGACAAGCGAUGAUUUUUAUCAGCAGGUGAUUGCGAGCGGUCUUUUUAUUCAACAUGGGAAGGGAAGAUUAACCAAGCUUCUAUCAUGAUUGGAGGCUUGUUCAUUUACAACCAUAAGGGAGAAGUCCUGAUCUCCCGAGUCUACAGGGAUGACAUUGGACGGAACGCAGUGGAUGCCUUCCGCGUCAAUGUUAUCCAUGCAAGGCAGCAAGUGCGUUCACCAGUGACUAACAUCGCACGAACCAGUUUCUUCCAUGUGAAACGUUCCAAUAUCUGGCUAGCUGCUGUCACCAAGCAGAAUGUUAACGCAGCCAUGGUCUUUGAGUUCUUGUAUAAAAUGUGUGAUGUUAUGACUUCGUAUUUCGGAAAGAUCAGUGAGGAAAACAUCAAGAACAACUUUGUCCUUAUUUAUGAGCUGCUGGAUGAAAUCCUGGAUUUUGGCUAUCCACAGAAUUCUGAGACUGGGGCACUGAAAACGUUCAUUACUCAACAAGGAAUCAAAAGCCAGCAUCAGACCAAGGAAGAACAGUCACAGAUCACUAGCCAGGUAACUGGACAGAUCGGAUGGAGACGUGAAGGAAUCAAGUAUCGGCGAAACGAGCUAUUCUUGGAUGUUUUGGAGAGUGUCAACCUGCUAAUGUCACCACAAGGUCAGGUUCUAAGUGCUCAUGUCUCAGGUAGGGUAGUAAUGAAGAGUUACUUGAGUGGAAUGCCAGAAUGCAAGUUUGGGAUGAAUGACAAGAUUGUUAUCGAGAAACAAGGCAAAGGAACUGCUGACGAGAGUGCGAAAAGCGGUAAACAAUCUAUAGCAAUUGAUGACUGCACAUUCCACCAAUGUGUGAGGCUCAGCAAGUUUGAAUCUGAAAGGAGCAUUAGUUUCAUCCCACCAGAUGGAGAAUAUGAACUUAUGAGGUACCGAACCACUAAAGAUAUCAUCCUGCCAUUCCGUGUGAUCCCAUUGGUCAGAGAAGUAGGUCGCACUAAACUUGAAGUGAAAGUUGUGAUUAAAUCAAACUUCAAACCAUCCCUGCUGGCUCAGAAGAUUGAG
This is a messenger RNA of Rhincodon typus (whale shark), 1298 nucleotides long. RefSeq names its product adaptor related protein complex 2 subunit mu 1. Gene Ontology annotation, molecular function: clathrin-cargo adaptor activity. The record is from RefSeq and is a predicted model, not a curated record. The annotation marks the transcript as partial. Gene Ontology annotation, cellular component: AP-2 adaptor complex; cytoplasmic vesicle. The transcript has 9 exons. NCBI's taxonomy places the organism in Eukaryota, Metazoa, Chordata, Chondrichthyes, Orectolobiformes, Rhincodontidae. Gene Ontology annotation, biological process: clathrin-dependent endocytosis; intracellular protein transport.